UUGAGCUGCGCAGAUUUAAGAGAAACAAAUCCUGUCAAUAAGAUUUGCCACCGGAGAAUCAAAGUGAAAUCAAAAUUCACUUCGAUCGCGGUCUCUCAUAUCACCAUUGAUUCGCGUCAAAAGGAUAAAAGCCUUUGGUAGAAGCAGAAGAAAGAUGAGAAAGGAAGAUACAGUGAAGCUGAUCAGCGCGGAGGGGUUCGAGUUCGUCAUCGACAAGGAAGCGGCCAUGGUUUCCCAAACCAUCCGCAACAUGCUCACCUCUCCAGGUAGUUUCGCUGAGGCGCAGCAUGGAGAAGUGACUUUUCCGGAAAUAAGCACCACCAUUCUAGAGAAAGUUUGCCAGUAUUUCUACUGGUCCCUUCAAUAUGCCAAGGGAAAGGAGACUGAAUUCCAGAUUGAACCUGAACUGACCCUGGAGCUGAUGAUGGCUGCGAAUUAUCUCCAUACUUAACCAAAUUGUUUUGCUUGUUGUUUGGGUGGCGUGUCUUGCUUAAGAUUGUAAACCUACUCUUUAUCAUCACCUCCCUAGAUACAGCAUCUGUUAAACACUUGGGUUUAAUUUUAUUGUAAAACGAUUUCUUUUAGGGGAUCUAUACGAGACAGGGAUAUAAAAGGAUAACAAUAGUUUCCCAAUAAAGCUUAUAAAUCAUAGGAUUUUCUGUAUGUGUCAAGGAUUGGAAGUGCGGGAGGCAUUGCAAGGUCAUUUAUUCAUCGAACCCGCAAUGUCAUCUAUGUAAAUUUGAACAGUUCUUGGACUUCGUAGCUAAUUGAUCAUGACUGAAUGAUGUGACAGCUAUUAUGAACU
Manihot esculenta (cassava) is the source of this 805-nucleotide messenger RNA. Its product is annotated as elongin-C. Gene Ontology annotation, biological process: ubiquitin-dependent protein catabolic process. Gene Ontology annotation, cellular component: elongin complex. Lineage: Eukaryota; Viridiplantae; Streptophyta; Magnoliopsida; Malpighiales; Euphorbiaceae. The transcript is spliced from 3 exons. Gene Ontology annotation, molecular function: protein-macromolecule adaptor activity. Bases 155 to 451 code for a protein of 98 amino acids. The record is from RefSeq and is a predicted model, not a curated record.